UAGUCAGGUGACUGUCUGCAGACAGAACAUGGCUGACCUGUCAGAAGACCAAUGAGGAAAAGGCCAAAUUUAGCAUAAUCGAUCUUAUUUUUUUACGCCGUACUGACCACCGUUGACCGUCGUGGACAGCAAUUGACCAGAGGGGCACACAAGAUGAGCGAGUUUCCGGAGGGAAUAGCAAAUGGCCCGAGCAGGGGUAAACACUUGCAGAAAGAUGCUCAAAUUUGGGAGAGGCCGUGGACUCUUGAAGAGAUGCGGCAGAGCAGUGCCAACUGGUCCCUGGCAGCCGACUCUGGGCUCUUCCUCUUCCUCCAAGACUUCUCCCAUAGAAUGCUCUCAAAGACUCAUGAGAUUGAAAAGCAGUUGGACAGUCUGAUCCGUGACACCAAGGCCACAGACAGCUGCUUGCACUCUGUCUUUAACGACUUCCUCAUGCUUUCCAAUACACAGUUUAUAGAAAAUAGAGUGUAUGAUGAAGAGGUGGAAGAUGCUGUUUCCAAGACAGAAGCUUUUGAGAAGCAGCCUGAGCAGGAGAAAACUCGAGAGCAGAAAGAGGCAGAGUUGAUCCCUAAGAUGCAGGAAGCUGUCAACUACGGUUUGAGCGUCUUGGAGUCAGCCUUUGAGCAUCUGGACAUCAAAGCAGGAAACUCUGACUCAGAGGAUGAGGACCUCACAGACAGAGUGGAGGCCAUCCUGGAGCCAAAGGAUCUUUAUGUAGACAGGCCACUUCCAUAUCUGAUCGGUUCCCAGGCCUUCAUGGAACAAGAGGAUGUAGGACUUGGUGACCUCUCAAGUGAUGAGAUGUCAGUGGACAGUGACAGAGACAGUGUCAUUGAGAGUGAAGAAGGAAAAGAAGCCGUUCAAUCAGAUGAUGACUUUAUUCAGGAGGAGGAUGAGGAUCACAAUAAUUUCAAGAAGAAGCCGUCCAUGUUGAGUUAUGAUGAUGAUGAUGAAGAGGAGGACGACGAGGAUUCUGACAUAUUUGGAGAAUCAGAUAGGGAUGAUGACGAGGACUCAAAGAACACAGGCCCAUCGUCUUUUGCUGACGAGCUAGCCGCCCGAAUCAAAGGCGAACCAAUUAAGAAACCAGAAGGAGAUCGUGCAUCAAUAACAUCUAAGAAGAAGACUAAAGGCAGAAAGGAAACAAAGCCUGUAAAGCCUCAGGCUGAAGAGGACAGUGAUGACAUAUUCAAGCCACCAAAGAUGGAUGAAGACGACCUGUCGCCCUUUGGAGGGAAAAGCGGCCUCUUCAGUGGAGGGAAGGGUCUGUUUGACGACGAUGACGAGGGUGAUCUAUUCUCUGAUGCACCAAAACCUCCUGUAUCUGAAGAGAAGAAAGCUCAGAAUGAAAGCGUGAAAACCACAAUCCAAGCGGCAGAAUCUGACAAACCCGCAAAGAAGAUUCCAGCUGGUGCCGUUUCAAUUUUCCCAGAUAACAGCCUGUUCAGUUCAGCAAACAACUCUGAUUCAGUGGAGAGCAAGGAAAACGGAACUGCACCCAGACAGCUUCCUACAGCAGCUGGUGUUGUGGGAGGAGGUGGAGGUCUGUUUGAUGAUGAGGAGGAAGAGGACGAUGACUUCUUCAGUGGUAAAAGCUUGAAGAAACCUGACCCUGCUGGACAGGAGAAACCAAAACCCAAGAAAGCUAUUGACCUUUUCGAUGAAGACGACGAGGAUGGGGAUAUUUUCAGUGAGAAGAACAGUGUGCCAGCUCCUGCUCAAAACAAGAAGGAGGCAGUGGAAGAGCCAAUUAAACAUCCUGAGAAAAAGCUGCCAGCUGGGGCCAUCUCCGUGUUCGGUCCUGGAACUAAAAACUUGCUCAUAGAGGGCCUGAAAAAACGCCAGCAGUCAACCAGCGAGGAAUCUGAGAAAUCUGAGGAGAACGGUGCGGCUCCAGAUGCUGUUAAGGCUGCUGUCAAGCCUGCUCAGAAACCUCAGACUAGAGGCCUUUUCUCUGAUGAUGAAGACACACUGGGAUUUCCAACCAUCACUAAGAGCCAGUCUAUGCCUGAACCUACAAGCCAGAACAAAACCAGCAAAGCCCCUCUGUCAUUAUUCGAUGAAGAGGAGGAAGAGGAUUUGUUUGCAUCUGCAGCUAAGUCUAAACCAAAACCCAAUCAAUCUAAAGCCUCCACACCGCAGCCCAACAAGGCUUUAUCCAGCUCCCUCUUCAGUGAUGAUGAGGACCAAUGGCUAAGUUCCAAAAGUAGCCCAGAGAAGUCAGAGGUCAAGUCGGGAGGGAUGAAGCCCAGUGCCAGUGCCCCCUCCAGCCUCCCUAGUGCCAAAACGUCUCACAAAAGCAGCCUGUUUGAUGACGAUGAUGAUGACCUGUUUGCUCCAACAAAAGAGUCGAGUCAGAAGAAGCCUCAGAGAGUUGCUCUCUUGUUUGAAGAUGAGGGCGAUGAAGAUAAAGGGUCUCUCUUUGGCAUCAAACCUGCCGUCAACACAAACAGUGCAGCCCCAGCCUCUAAACCACCUGCUUUGGCCGAUCAGUCGUCCUCCUUGAUGGAGAAAUCAGAGGAGGUUGCAGUGUCUAGAACGGACGACAAGCCUUCAGAGGAAGAGAAACCGGCAGCAAAGACCCCCGAGCUGAUCCCGUCAUCGUCGCCCUCGCCGCACAGCAACGAAAGUAAAAAGAAACCUGCGGGAGCAGUCAGUCUUUUUGGUGGAAUCGAUAUUUUUGGAAACACGCAGACACAGAGCCCAUUGGAUGAAAAUGACCAGGAUGAUGGCUUAUUCACUAAGGAUAGCCCACCAAUGAGUGUGAAGAAGGAGGAGAAGAAAGAAGAAAAAGUCAAAAGUAACACCGUCAGUCUGUUUGAUGAUGAGGAAGUAGAUGAUUCAGAUUGGAAUGAUUCGAUUUUCACGCCCAGUAAACCCACAGCAAAAAACGCAGUAAAGUCUACAGAGGAGCGACCACAAACAAAGAGCACCGGUGUGUUCCAGGACGAGGAGCUGCUGUUCAGUCACACGCAGCAGAAGGACAACGACCCAGAUGUCGACCUCUUUGCCACCUCAGGAAAAGCUGCGAGCUCCAAGCCCAGCUCAGUGAAGCCAGCAGCCCAGAGUCUGUUUUCAGAUGAAGAUGAGGAAGACCUCUUUGGCUCCAUCAAGCCCAAAACUCCCCCUCCAAAAGUAGCUGAGAAGCCGAGUAAACCUACUGACAAAGCACCACUCGCAAGUCAAGAAUCUGUAGCAGAGAUUAAGAAAGCUGCACCAAGUGUUGUAAAACCUAAAGAUUCCUCAUCAAGGAUUGGGAAACUUCAAGCCAAUCUGAUGAUCAACCCUGCUGCGUUGCUGCCUGGUGCCAUCCCCACUUUGCCAGGGAGUGCCUUCCCUGGCAUAGGCCCCAGUUCUUCCUCUGGGGUGUCCAGCUCCAGCCUGAGUCCCAGCCCUGUCACGACUCCUGUAUCCAAGGCUAGCAGUGAGGUAGCAGUGAGCUUUGACUGCCCAGUCCAGGCUACAACCCUGCAGAGUGCACACAAGAGGCGUGCCAAAGGUCCUGCACAGCGGAGACCCCAGUCCAGAGCAGCUAGGCAGCAAGAAGCCCACAAAUCUGUGGUGGAUGAAGAACAGACCCAGACUCAAAACGUUUCCGUCUCUAACCCAAGUCCGUCUGGUUUAGUCUUACCUUCACCAGACAAGGCAGGUCAGACACAUGCCAGUCCCACACUACCUAACUCAGCUGCACCUAAAGCUUCGCCGACCUCCUCAAAUUCCCAGCAUUCUCUCCCUGAAACCUCCUCAAGACCUUUUGCACUGACACUGCCAGUAUCCACAAAUGAUGGAAAGAAAGACUCUAGUAAAGAUGGCAACAGUACCAAGGUGCUGCCUUUAUCCGACGAGGAUGACCUUUUUGGCUCGGACAGUCUGUUUGGGGUCCCAAACACAUCCUCCACUAAACAAACUACCAAGACUUCAACACCUCUGGCCAGUAGCGAUGUGGGACUGAAGAAAGACACGGACAAAAGCACACUCCCGUCCAUUUUUGAUGACAGCACCAACGACCUUUUCCAAAAGGUUAAGCCAAAGUCAACGACUAAGACCGCAAUGGCCUCGUCCUUUUUGGAAGAAGACGACGAUGAGGACAUCUUUGGAGUGAGCAACCGCUCCACGCCCUCAUCCACAAAUAGUAAAGACAUCAACGACAGCAGCACUUUUUUAAAGCAGGACAUUUUCAAGGAUGAAGUAGCCAUCGUGCCUAAAGCUGACAAGAAGCACAAAGAGAAGACCAUUGAUGCCAGCUUGUUUGACGACAACAUUGACAUUUUUGCUGACCUGACGGACUCGUUAAAGCCAAAACAGAAGUCCAAGACAAAGGGAGAGACCAAGUCGAUAUUUGAUGACGACAUGGAUGACAUCUUCUCACCAAGCGCAGUAAAAACAAUCACAAAGGCUCCAAACAAGUCAAAGAAGACGCCGCCGUCUCAGGAGAGCAUUGCAGCAGCUGAUUCAAGCAACAUCUUUGAUGAUCCACUAAACGCUCUUGGUGGGAACUGAUUGCGUAGCCAGAUUUGUAAAAUUGUGAAUUAAAUCUUUUGUCAUGUGGAUGGCUGAACGAUUGGAGAUCGGAUAUACACUGUUGAUAGAGUAUUUAUUCAUAUGAAUUCAUAUAAAUACUGUGGCAUAUUUUUUUCAGAUAAAGUCUCAAAUGAAAAUAAUUUCAGUCAUCUUCCAACAACACUUCCAAAAUCAUCUCUGUAUCACAUCAUAUUAUGUAACAGUCAAUGUGUACUGUUAAUCUUUAUUAUACAUGAUAGCACUUUAUAAGCAUACCAUAUGCUUAGCCUCAAAGCCUGCAGAAAUUAACAGUAAAUUGUUGUUUAUUUUGAAAAUGUUUAUUGUUUGGCUUUUCCAUGUUGAGAUUCCAUGUCUUUGAGUUUGUGCCAUAUCAUGGUUAUGAGAAAUCAAUGUGUUUACUUAAUGUCUUAGGCAUUUUGACCAUGUUUUUAUUAAUAGAAAGUUCAUCAAUUUCUUAACUUUGGCUGUGAUAUAAAGGAAAUUCAUUUUUAAUAACUAAAAGAAACAUAUUUUAUGCUA
This is a messenger RNA of Labrus mixtus (cuckoo wrasse), 5040 nucleotides long. It is a transcript of the gene washc2c, whose product is annotated as WASH complex subunit 2C. The record is from RefSeq and is a predicted model, not a curated record. The coding region runs from base 154 to 4500 and encodes 1448 amino acids. NCBI's taxonomy places the organism in Eukaryota, Metazoa, Chordata, Actinopteri, Labriformes, Labridae. Gene Ontology annotation, cellular component: early endosome; WASH complex. The transcript has 31 exons. Gene Ontology annotation, molecular function: retromer complex binding; phosphatidylinositol phosphate binding. Gene Ontology annotation, biological process: protein localization to endosome; retrograde transport, endosome to Golgi.